This is a messenger RNA of Debaryomyces hansenii CBS767, 1527 nucleotides long. RefSeq names its product mitochondrial-processing protease subunit alpha (gene MAS2). The transcript has a single exon. Gene Ontology annotation, molecular function: metal ion binding. Lineage: Eukaryota; Fungi; Ascomycota; Pichiomycetes; Serinales; Debaryomycetaceae. The record is from RefSeq and is a predicted model, not a curated record. The coding region runs from base 1 to 1527 and encodes 508 amino acids. Gene Ontology annotation, cellular component: mitochondrion.
AUGCUAAGCAAGAGGGUAUGCAUCCCAAGAAUAACGCAAGCCCUAAAAAGGAAUUAUGCUUCGUCAUCAGUAGCUGCAUUUGCUAAUCCAAACAUUGAAAUGACUACCUUACAAAAUGGAUUAAGAAUAGUAACUGACAGUACACCGGGCCAUUUCAGUGCUUUAGGUGCCUACGUUGAUGCUGGAUCAAGAUUCGAAAACCCAGAAAAGCCGGGGCUUUCUCAUAUUUUUGAUAGAUUAGCAUGGAAGUCUACGGAUCAAUAUACCGGGAUCGAAAUGAUGGAGAACUUAUCGAAGUUAGGCGGUAAUUAUAUGUGUUCAGCACAAAGAGAAUCCAUGAUUUAUCAGGCUUCCGUUUUUAACAAGGAUGUGGACAAAAUGUUUGAUUGUAUUGCUCAAACCAUUCGGGCACCAAGAAUCACUGACCAGGAACUUGUAGAAACCUUGCAAACCGCAGAUUAUGAAGUUAGUGAAAUUGCUUUAAAACAUGACAUGUUUUUACCUGAAGUGUUACAUUGUGCAGCAUAUUCGAAUAAUACUUUGGGAUUGCCGUUAUUCUGUCCACCAGAGAGAAUUCCAAUGAUAUCGAAGGAUGAAGUAUUGAACUAUCAUAAAACCUUUUAUCAACCACAAAAUAUUGUGGUUGCGAUGGUUGGUGUUCGUCAUGAUCAUGCAGUCAGGUUAGCUCAAUCGCAAUUCGGAGAUUGGAAAUCAUCAUCCUUACAAAGACCAGAUUUGGGUACCGUGAACUAUACGGGGGGAGAGAUAGCAUUGCCUCACCAACCUCCACUUGCAGGUAAUUUACCAGAACUUUACCACAUGCAAAUCGGGUUUGAAACUACUGGCUUAUUAAAUGAUGAUUUAUAUGCGUUAGCUACGUUACAGAAGUUAUUAGGCGGUGGUUCCUCAUUUUCGGCAGGCGGGCCCGGUAAAGGAAUGUUUUCAAGAUUAUAUACCAGAGUUUUAAAUCAGUAUGCAUUUGUUGAAAAUUGCAUGAGUUUCAAUCAUGCAUAUAUAAACUCUGGUUUGUUUGGCAUUACAAUAUCGUGUUCACCUAAUGCAGCUCAUGUAAUGUCACAGAUAAUUUGUUUCGAACUUUCUAAGCUUUUAGAGAAGGAUCCCUCUGAAGGAGGACUCACUGAUAGAGAAGUUAAGAGAGCUAAAAACCAGUUAAUCAGUUCAUUAUUGAUGAAUGUUGAAAGUAAGCUUGCUGCCUUAGAGGAUUUAGGUAGACAAAUCCAGUGUCAAGGCAAAUUGACUACAAUAGAUGAAAUGAUUGAUAAAAUUGAGAAAAUAACUGUUGAGGACUUGAGAAAAGUUGCAGAAAAGAUUUUAACAGGUAAUGUUGUUACCAAGGGUGUAAGCUCUGGUAAGCCAUCAGUAGUAAUGCAAGGUGAUAGAGCAGCAUUCGGUGACGUUGAAUUUGUUCUUCGUCAUUUUGGUUUAGGGAAGUUUGAUGGACCUCCGUUGACAGAACCGAGAGAUUUCUCCAGCGGUCUUGGCAAUAAGAUAAGUAAGUGGUUUUAA